Messenger RNA from Calliphora vicina (urban bluebottle blowfly), 5051 nucleotides. It is a transcript of the gene nwk, whose product is annotated as nervous wreck. Gene Ontology annotation, molecular function: protein binding. NCBI's taxonomy places the organism in Eukaryota, Metazoa, Arthropoda, Insecta, Diptera, Calliphoridae. Gene Ontology annotation, cellular component: recycling endosome; neuromuscular junction. The transcript is spliced from 9 exons. The record is from RefSeq and is a predicted model, not a curated record. Gene Ontology annotation, biological process: neuromuscular synaptic transmission; regulation of actin filament polymerization. Bases 367 to 3477 code for a protein of 1036 amino acids.
CAAUACAAGGAAAAUUUGUUAUUUACAUGUUCGAAAACCACCCCCUUACGUUAUACGGCUCCCCGAAACGACGACACCAAAGGAAUACACUGGAAAAUUACGCUCACGCAAUUUUCGGGCUCAACGCAGCAAUUCCAGUUGAAAACAAAAUGUUAAGGGCCACAAAAAGAAUACCAAUUUUUCAAUAGCAGACACAAAUUUUUUCCACCAACAUCGACGACCAAAUCGAUACGUAAGAAAAAGAAAAUUUUUGUGAAUUUUUUUCACACAAAGUGAAAAAUUUAUUUAAAUAAAAAUUUAAAUACCAAAAAAUAAAAGAAAGUGAAAGAAAGCAUUUAACACUGUGGCAAAUUUUAAGAAAAACCAAUGGCUAAAAAGGAAUCGAUGUCCAAGAAAAGUGGGAACUAUGUGAAGUUCUUGAAGAAUUUACACACGGAACAAGUGGCAAAGUUGCAGCUGAAGAAUCAACAUGAGUGCGAUUUGCUGGAGGACAUACGCCAAUUCACCAUUAAGAGGUCUGCCAUUGAGAAAUCUUAUAGCGAGGCGUUGCUCAAGACAUCUUCACAGUAUUUAAACAAGAAAAUUCCCAAUAUACCAGACAUUAAAAUGGAGGGAAUGGAAGAGAGAUGGAACAUGUGGAGUGUUUGGCGUACGGUAUUGGAAGAAAAUGAAAAAUUAGCUCGUGCUCGUUUGGCGGCCAUUGAGGUGUUCCAACAACAAAUUGCCGACGAAGCGAAAGUUUUGCGCGAUUAUAAGCUGGCCAUUUCGAAGAGGUCGCUCUCGCAAAUUGUAAAUGUUCAGAAAGAGCUGCACUUGAGUGUUGGUGAUUUGGAUAAAACGAAAAAACAAUAUUUCGAUGAAGAACAUUGCGCUCAUGAUGUGCGCGAUAAGGCACGCGACAUUGAAGAGAAAUUGAAAAAGAAAAAGGGUUCGUUCUUUCAAUCGAUUACCUCGCUUCAAAAGAACAGUGCUCGUGUGACAUCACGUAAGGAGCUGUUGGAAGAGAAAUCGACUGGUGCUCGUAAUGAUUACAUUUUGAGUUUGGCUGCGGCCAAUGCUCAUCAGAAUCGCUAUUUCACUGUUGAUCUGCAGACAACAAUGACUACCAUGGAGAAUUAUGUGUUUGAACGUGUUGCCGAAUAUCUGACCUUAAUGGGCCGCACCGAGCUGUUGACCUGUUCGGCUACACAGAAUUCCUUUGGGAAAAUACGCGAUCAAGCUCAACAGUUGACGCGGGAAUACAAUUUGCAAUGUUGUUAUUUAUUCUAUCCCGUUCUAAAGCAACACAUUCAAUACGAGUUUGAGCCUUGCGACAAUGAUCCCGUUCGCAAGGUUACCACAGAACAUGAAUCAGCUGUGGAGACUCUAACGAAGGAGGCUAAGAAUUUAGCUGGCCGGGUAGUUAAAGAAAAUGUAUCUAUUAGGGAACAUGCCAAGAAACUAGCGGUUUGUGUUGCUCUGCGCGAUUCGGGUCAACGCAGUGAUCCUAAUGAUCCCAAUGGUCCUGAUCUUGAUACAAAGAUUGAGGAGUUCCGUGAUUUGAUUAGAAGAUCGGAAACCGAAAAAGCUAAAGCAGAGGCUUGUUUGCAAUGCUUGCGUGAGGGUGGCAUUAAUGUUGACGAAUGGGUGCAAGAGGCGGAAAUUAUAGGAGCACAAGAAUUGACCCGUUCGGCCAGUUCGAUUUCAAUGCGUACCGAUGCUUCAGGUCAAGGGGAAAAUCCUAGUUCAGAUUCAUUCUAUGAUAGUGACAAAGAGGAAGCUGCUGGCGGUGCUCCAGCGGCCAGUAAACCCAAAGAAGAACCAACACUUUCAAGAGAUAAAACAUUUAGCGAUAGUGACGAAGAUACCGAUGAACGUAUACCAGAGCCAGUAGCUCAGAUGCAAAUGAUGUCUUCGAAUACUGGUUGGGAAGAUCCAACAGAAGUUAAUUGGGAUAACGAUCAAGAAGAGGAAGAAGAAAAGGAAGAACCUAUUGUUCCUGAACCCAAAGAGGCCAUAUUUAAAUGCACUGCUUUAUAUAGUUACACUGCACAAAAUCCUGACGAGUUGACCAUUGUGGAAAACGAACAAUUGGAGGUAAUUGGCGAGGGAGAUGGAGACGGUUGGUUACGUGCUCGCAAUUAUCGCGGUGAAGAGGGUUAUGUGCCACACAACUAUUUGGAUAUCGAACAGGAAACACCUGUGAAUGGUAGCUCUGCCAAUCAAUUGCGUUCUCAAAUUUCCUUCUCAUCUGUUGAUUAUACCGUUGACAAUGAAGAUCAAACUGUGGACUCUAUGCAAUCACCCGAUCAAGUUUCGGUCAUUAUGGCUCCUCAGAAAAAGAAAUCCGAAAUUCUGUAUUGCAUUGCUUUGUACGACUACGAUGCUACCGCCGAGGAUGAACUCACCUUUGAGGAGGGUCAAAUUAUUAAGAUUGUGACUAAAACAGCUCAUGGUGUCGACGACGGUUGGUGGGAAGGCGAAUUGGAUGGUAAAUUUGGUAAUUUCCCAUCAUUGGUGGUGGAGGAGUGCGAUGAACAUGGCGAACCAUUAACAGAAGGUGGCGAAGAAUCCCCACCACCAACAGCUCCACCAAGUUUUGCCCUACCACCUGCCCCAGCAUUGCCACCAGAGUACGCUCAUGAGCUAACCGAAGAUAUGUUUGGAUCACAAGAUACGGCGGAUGACGACAGUGGCUAUAUACCAAAUGGUGCUGUACCCAGCAUGCCUCCGCCAGUUCUUAUACAAGAACCAGGAGAUGAGGACGAUAUGGACGAAGAUGGUAGUAGUAUGCCACCUCCAUCACAGCCACCACCGGCUUUACACACAACAACUAAUGCCGCCAAGGUAUCCAAGGAUGUUGGAAAUAAUUUUAAUUUAGGUAUGGCACAAAUUAUUGUUACCGCUGCAACCCCAAUGGUUGAAGACGGAUCCGAUAAAUCUUUCCCUCCAAUAGGAGAGAGAGGUGGUGGUAAUGAUGAUGACUCAGGGGAAACUGGUAGCCAGGGAAAUGCUAAAGCAACAAGUGCUUCUGCCAAGGAGGAAAGUGUAGCCAAGACGGUGGCAACGGAAGCCAAACAAACGGACCAGGCCAAAAUUAUUGAAGGUAGGCAACAAGUUAUGGACGCACCAAGUGUAACUAUAACCCUAACCUCGCCCACACCCAAUCCAGAGGAUUUACCAUCUUCCGACCAAGAUUCAUCCGAAGUGCAACCUUUAGACGAGGCCGAAGAUCCAUUCAAUGAAAAGGCAACUGCCGAUGCCGCAGAGGCCAGUGCUGCGUUUGAGGCUAAUUUUGAGGCAAACUUUGAUGCGAACUUUGACGAUGCUUUCGCCAGCAGAGGAGGUGGAGGUCCACAGAGCAUGGAUGAAUCGAAGCAUGAAGAUGUUGAUGUUGGUGCACCCAAGCAGGUGGUAGGCGGUAGAGCUAGUAUACCCGAGGAAUUGGAUUCGAAUCAAUUGGAGAGAUUACAAAACCUAAAAGAAUCGAAUGCUUAAUUUAAAUUAUAAAACAAAUAUUAACUAUAAAUUACAUAUAUAGAAACUUACAAACUAUUAACCAUAUUUAUAUACAUAAUUACACAACAGACCCACUCACUCACACACACACACACCUUAAGAUGAAUACAAACCCCAUUCUCCAAAAGCAAUCAGGCACAAUACAGAAAAACGAAAAUAGUUUUAAAACAGGAUACAAAUAACAACGAUCUCCUAUUUCAAUACUCAAAUAAUAACUACUCACACACCACAAAUUGUGUCUUAAUAAGUAAGAGUAAGCUAUAUUCGGCUAUGCCGAAUCGUAUAUAUCCUUCAUCAUUAACUUUAAAUAGAAAAUGAAAAGAAGUUACUAAUAAAUAAAUACAGCCAAACAACGCUCAUCAUAACUAAUGUUUAAUAAACAUUGUUUUUAUUUGAAAUAUUACAUCAAAAUUCGUUCCGAUCAAUUCGAAAACGUACCCCAAAUUUUAUAUGUUAACGAUUGAUGAUUUGUAAAAGUAAAGCUGAGAGGAAGUUCGAAACAAUUUUGAGAUUUGUGGGACAUAAGCUAAAUUGUUCUGAAUUUUCAUACAAAAGACUAAUAAAACGUACGAUAUUGUUCUGACAGCAGAAAUUGUUCGAAAAUAAAAACAAAAUCGCUUGAUGAAGGGUAUAUAAACAAAAUUCAACUGCAUAAACAAAUUAAAGUAUAAACUAUACAGUAUUAAAUAUUUCAAAAAGUUAAAUCUUUCUUUUAAAUUAUCUGGGGACCAGAUCAUGUGGUGGAUAAAUUGUUUUAGUUUAAAUCUAUUCUAACUCUUAACUAUUGACUAUUCCUGUCGCUUAAAUGAUUUAUUAACUGCCUUUCAAUUAUUAUUUAUAAUUACAUAUGUAUGUAUAGUUUUUUAUUAAAAGUUUAGAGCUAUUUAUUUUGCAGAUUUUUGGAAAUUUCUUAGUAAUAUGGACAUUACAAGUGGUUCAUGGAAAUUAGUUAUGUUUCAUAAUCACAAUUUACAAAUUGGGUUUCAUUGGAAAGGUAUUUUUUAAGGUUAUUAAAUUUUAAUUUUCUGGGAUUUUGUUGGUACCUUUGAGAAUUUUGAAUAUUUUACAGGUGGCAAUCGUAGACAAUUUCAAUUCUAUAUCUUCCAAUGCCCAACCAUCGAUCAUAUUUGAUAUCGCAACAAAAGGGAUAUGAAUGUCCCUAAGUGCCACAGUCCACCCAUUUUGUUGCAUUCAUCUCCUAUUCAUUGCCUCACAUGUCUUCACAUCGUGGAAUCAAUAUUAAUUUAACUCUACCCUUUGUUGUCUGAGCUGAUCCAGAGAAUGAAUUAAUUGUGUAAAUAUUUUGGUUUUUGUGAUUCAUAAAAAUAUAUUACGAUUCUUUCUCAAACACAAUAUACAAAUUGGAUUUCAUUGGAUAGUCAUUUUUAAGGUUAUUCAAUUUUAGUUUUUGGUACUUUUGGAAGUACAACGCUUUCCAAUGGUAAUAAAUUGACAACAUUACAUAGAGCCAGAGAAUUAUAAAUAUUCUGUAGGUGGUAAUCGUAGAUCACCUGAGUUUUAUCUCUUCCAACGCCCAUUCAUUGAUCAUAUUU